Mustela lutreola (European mink) is the source of this 8453-nucleotide messenger RNA. It is a transcript of the gene SCN1A, whose product is annotated as sodium voltage-gated channel alpha subunit 1. The record is from RefSeq and is a predicted model, not a curated record. Gene Ontology annotation, biological process: neuronal action potential; sodium ion transmembrane transport; membrane depolarization during action potential. Bases 297 to 6326 code for a protein of 2009 amino acids. The transcript is spliced from 27 exons. Gene Ontology annotation, cellular component: plasma membrane; voltage-gated sodium channel complex; axon. Lineage: Eukaryota; Metazoa; Chordata; Mammalia; Carnivora; Mustelidae. Gene Ontology annotation, molecular function: voltage-gated sodium channel activity.
AUUAGGUACCAUAGAGUGAGGCGAGGAUGAAGCCGAGAGGAUACUGCAGAGAUCUGUGGUGCAUGUGUGUAUGUGUGCGUGUGUGUGUUCGUGUGUGUGUGUCCCGCCUCAGUGAGACUGCAGCCCUGGUAAAUACUCGGUCACCCUUUGCAAAGGGAAUCUGAACAAUCUGAAGGCACGUUGUUAUCAUCCGGUCUUUGGGAGAUGCUGCUCCUCGUUGCAGAUGGGUAAUUUUCCUUUUUAUCAGGACUUUCAUAUGCAGAGUAAAUGGUAAUUAAAAUGUGCAGGAUGACAAGAUGGAGCAAACAGUGCUUGUACCACCAGGACCUGACAGCUUCAACUUCUUCACCAGAGAAUCUCUUGCUGCUAUUGAAAGACGCAUUGCAGAAGAAAAGGCUAAGAAUCCCAAACCAGACAAGAAAGAUGAUGAUGAAAAUGGCCCAAAGCCAAAUAGUGACUUGGAAGCUGGAAAGAACCUUCCUUUUAUUUAUGGAGACAUCCCUCCAGAGAUGGUGUCAGAGCCGCUGGAGGACCUGGACCCGUACUAUAUCAAUAAAAAAACUUUUAUAGUAUUGAAUAAAGGGAAGGCCAUCUUCCGGUUCAGUGCCACCUCUGCCCUGUACAUUUUAACUCCCUUCAAUCCUCUUAGGAAAAUAGCUAUUAAGAUUUUGGUACAUUCAUUAUUCAGCAUGCUCAUCAUGUGCACUAUUUUGACAAACUGUGUGUUUAUGACAAUGAGUAACCCUCCUGACUGGACAAAGAAUGUAGAGUACACCUUCACAGGAAUAUACACUUUUGAAUCACUUAUAAAAAUUAUUGCAAGGGGCUUCUGUUUAGAAGACUUUACUUUUCUUCGGGACCCAUGGAACUGGCUUGAUUUCACUGUCAUUACAUUUGCAUACGUGACAGAGUUUGUGGACUUGGGCAAUGUCUCAGCGCUAAGAACAUUCAGAGUUCUCCGAGCACUGAAAACAAUUUCAGUCAUUCCAGGCCUGAAGACCAUUGUGGGGGCUCUGAUCCAGUCGGUGAAGAAGCUCUCCGAUGUCAUGAUCCUGACUGUGUUCUGUCUGAGCGUGUUUGCCCUGAUUGGGCUGCAGCUGUUCAUGGGUAACCUGCGGAAUAAAUGUGUGCAAUGGCCUCCCACCAAUGCUUCCCUGGAGGAACACAGUAUAGAGAGGAAUGUAACUAUGAAUUACAAUGGCACACUUGUCAAUGAAACUCGCUUUGAGUUUGACUGGAAAUCAUAUAUUCAAGAUACAAGAUAUCAUUAUUUUCUGGAGGGUGUUUUGGAUGCACUACUAUGUGGAAAUAGCUCUGAUGCAGGUCAAUGUCCAGAAGGAUAUGUGUGUGUGAAAGCUGGUAGAAAUCCUAAUUAUGGCUAUACAAGCUUCGACACUUUCAGUUGGGCUUUUUUGUCUCUGUUUCGACUGAUGACUCAGGACUUCUGGGAAAAUCUGUACCAACUGACAUUACGUGCUGCUGGAAAAACAUACAUGAUUUUUUUUGUGCUGGUCAUUUUCUUGGGCUCAUUCUAUCUGAUAAAUUUGAUCCUGGCUGUGGUGGCCAUGGCCUAUGAGGAACAGAAUCAGGCCACCUUGGAAGAGGCAGAACAGAAAGAGGCUGAAUUUCAGCAGAUGCUCGAACAGCUUAAAAAGCAACAAGAGGCAGCUCAGCAGGCAGCAGCUGUCACUGCCUCAGAGCAUUCCAGAGAACCUAGUGCCACUGGGGGGCUCUCUGACAGCUCAUCUGAAGCCUCCAAGUUGAGCUCCAAGAGUGCUAAGGAAAGAAGAAAUCGGAGAAAGAAAAGGAAACAGAAAGAGCAGUCUGGUGGGGAAGAGAAGGAUGAGGAUGAGUUCCAUAAGUCUGAAUCUGAAGACAGCAUCAGGAGAAAAGGGUUUCGCUUCUCCAUAGAAGGGAACCGAUUGACGUAUGAAAAGAGGUACUCCUCCCCACACCAGUCUUUGUUGAGCAUCCGUGGCUCCCUAUUUUCUCCAAGGCGAAAUAGCAGAACAAGCCUUUUCAGCUUUAGAGGGCGAGCAAAAGAUGUGGGAUCGGAGAAUGACUUUGCUGAUGAUGAGCACAGCACCUUUGAGGAUAACGAGAGCCGGAGAGACUCCUUGUUUGUGCCCCGACGACAUGGAGAACGGCGCAACAGUAACCUGAGUCAGACCAGUAGGUCUUCCCGGAUGCUGGCAGUGUUUCCAGCAAAUGGGAAGAUGCACAGCACUGUGGAUUGCAAUGGUGUGGUGUCCUUGGUUGGUGGACCUUCAGUUCCUACAUCGCCUGUUGGACAGCUUCUGCCAGAGGUGAUAAUAGAUAAGCCAGCUACUGAUGACAAUGGAACAACCACCGAGACUGAGAUGAGGAAGAGAAGGUCAAGUUCUUUCCAUGUUUCCAUGGAUUUUCUGGAAGAUCCUUCCCAAAGGCAACGAGCAAUGAGUAUAGCCAGCAUUUUAACAAAUACAGUAGAAGAACUUGAAGAAUCCAGACAGAAAUGCCCACCCUGUUGGUAUAAAUUUUCCAACAUAUUCUUAAUCUGGGACUGUUCACCAUAUUGGUUAAAAGUGAAACAUAUUGUCAACCUGGUUGUGAUGGACCCGUUUGUUGACCUGGCCAUCACCAUCUGCAUUGUCUUAAAUACUCUUUUCAUGGCCAUGGAGCACUAUCCAAUGACAGAACAUUUCAAUAAUGUGCUUACAGUAGGAAACUUGGUUUUCACUGGGAUCUUUACAGCAGAAAUGUUUCUGAAAAUUAUUGCCAUGGAUCCUUACUAUUAUUUCCAAGAAGGCUGGAAUAUCUUUGAUGGGUUUAUUGUGACACUUAGCCUGGUAGAACUUGGCCUUGCCAAUGUGGAAGGAUUAUCCGUUCUCCGUUCAUUCCGACUGCUCCGAGUUUUCAAGUUGGCAAAAUCUUGGCCAACAUUAAAUAUGCUAAUAAAGAUCAUCGGCAAUUCAGUGGGGGCUCUGGGUAACCUCACCUUGGUGUUGGCCAUCAUCGUCUUCAUUUUUGCCGUGGUCGGCAUGCAGCUGUUUGGUAAAAGCUACAAAGAUUGUGUCUGUAAGAUCUCCACCAGCUGUGAGCUCCCACGCUGGCACAUGAAUGACUUCUUCCACUCCUUCCUGAUUGUGUUCCGUGUGCUGUGUGGAGAGUGGAUAGAAACCAUGUGGGACUGUAUGGAAGUCGCUGGUCAAGCCAUGUGCCUUACUGUCUUCAUGAUGGUCAUGGUGAUUGGAAACUUGGUGGUCCUGAACCUCUUUCUGGCCUUGCUUCUGAGCUCAUUUAGUGCAGACAAUCUUGCAGCCACGGAUGAUGAUAAUGAAAUGAACAAUCUCCAAAUAGCCGUGGACAGGAUGCACAAGGGAGUAGCUUAUGUGAAGAGAAAAAUAUACGAAUUUAUUCAACAAUCCUUUGUUAGAAAACAGAAGAUUUUAGAUGAAAUUAAACCACUUGAUGAUCUAAACAAUAAAAAAGACAGUUGUAUGUCCAAUCAUACAACAGAAAUUGGAAAAGAUCUUGACUAUCUUAAAGAUGUGAAUGGAACCACAAGUGGAAUAGGAACCGGCAGCAGUGUUGAAAAAUACAUUAUUGAUGAAAGUGAUUACAUGUCAUUCAUAAACAAUCCCAGUCUUACUGUGACUGUACCAAUUGCUGUAGGAGAAUCUGACUUUGAAAAUUUAAACACAGAGGACUUCAGUAGUGAAUCAGAUCUGGAAGAAAGCAAAGAGAAACUUAAUGAAAGCAGUAGCUCCUCGGAAGGCAGCACUGUAGACAUUGGUGCACCUGCAGAAGAACAGCCUGUAGUGGAACCUGAGGAAACCCUUGAACCUGAAGCCUGUUUCACUGAAGGCUGUGUACAAAGAUUUAAAUGUUGUCAAAUCAGUGUGGAAGAAGGGAGGGGGAAACAAUGGUGGAACCUGAGAAGAACGUGUUUCCGAAUAGUUGAACACAACUGGUUUGAGACCUUCAUUGUCUUCAUGAUUCUGCUUAGUAGUGGUGCACUGGCAUUUGAAGAUAUAUAUAUUGAUCAGCGAAAGACAAUUAAGACAAUGUUGGAAUAUGCUGACAAGGUUUUCACUUACAUUUUCAUUCUGGAAAUGCUUCUAAAAUGGGUAGCAUAUGGCUAUCAAACAUAUUUUACCAAUGCCUGGUGUUGGCUGGACUUCUUAAUUGUGGAUGUUUCAUUGGUCAGUUUAACAGCAAAUGCCUUGGGUUACUCAGAACUUGGUGCCAUCAAAUCUCUCAGGACACUGAGAGCUCUGAGACCUCUAAGAGCCUUAUCACGAUUUGAAGGGAUGAGGGUGGUUGUGAAUGCCCUUUUAGGAGCAAUUCCAUCCAUCAUGAAUGUGCUUCUGGUUUGUCUUAUAUUCUGGCUAAUUUUCAGCAUCAUGGGCGUAAAUUUGUUUGCUGGCAAAUUCUACCACUGUAUUAACACCACAACUGGUGACAUGUUUGACAUCAACGAAGUGAAUAAUCAUUCUGAUUGCCUAAAACUAAUAGAAAGAAAUGAGACUGCCCGAUGGAAAAAUGUGAAAGUAAACUUUGAUAAUGUAGGAUUUGGGUAUCUCUCUUUGCUUCAAGUUGCCACAUUUAAGGGAUGGAUGGAUAUAAUGUAUGCAGCAGUUGAUUCCAGAAAUGUGGAACUCCAGCCUAAGUAUGAGGAAAGUCUAUACAUGUAUCUUUACUUUGUUAUUUUCAUCAUCUUUGGGUCCUUCUUCACCUUGAACCUGUUUAUUGGUGUCAUUAUAGAUAAUUUCAACCAGCAAAAAAAGAAGUUUGGAGGUCAAGACAUCUUUAUGACAGAAGAACAGAAGAAAUACUAUAAUGCAAUGAAAAAAUUAGGAUCGAAAAAGCCACAAAAGCCUAUACCUCGACCAGGAAACAAAUUUCAAGGAAUGGUCUUUGACUUUGUAACCAGACAAGUUUUUGACAUUAGCAUCAUGAUUCUUAUCUGUCUCAACAUGGUCACCAUGAUGGUAGAAACAGAUGACCAGAGUGAUUAUGUGACUAACAUUUUGUCACGCAUCAACCUGGUGUUCAUUGUGCUGUUCACUGGAGAGUGUGUGCUGAAGCUCAUCUCCCUCCGCCAUUAUUAUUUUACCAUAGGCUGGAAUAUUUUUGAUUUUGUGGUUGUUAUUCUCUCCAUUGUAGGCAUGUUUCUGGCUGAACUGAUAGAAAAAUACUUUGUGUCCCCUACCCUGUUCCGAGUGAUCCGGCUGGCCAGGAUUGGACGAAUCUUGCGUCUGAUCAAAGGGGCCAAGGGGAUCCGCACGUUGCUCUUUGCUCUGAUGAUGUCCCUUCCUGCCUUGUUUAACAUCGGCCUCCUGCUCUUCCUGGUCAUGUUCAUCUACGCCAUCUUUGGAAUGUCCAACUUUGCCUAUGUUAAGAGGGAAGUUGGAAUUGAUGACAUGUUCAACUUUGAGACCUUUGGCAACAGCAUGAUCUGCCUGUUCCAAAUUACCACCUCCGCUGGCUGGGACGGAUUGCUGGCACCUAUUCUCAACAGUAAACCACCAGAUUGCGAUCCUAAUAAAGUAAACCCUGGAAGCUCAGUUAAGGGAGACUGUGGGAACCCCUCAGUAGGGAUUUUCUUUUUUGUGAGUUACAUCAUCAUAUCAUUUCUGGUUGUGGUGAACAUGUACAUUGCUGUCAUCCUGGAGAACUUCAGUGUUGCUACAGAAGAAAGUGCAGAGCCCCUGAGUGAGGAUGACUUCGAGAUGUUCUAUGAGGUUUGGGAGAAGUUUGAUCCUGAUGCCACCCAGUUCAUGGAAUUUGAAAAACUAUCUCAGUUUGCAGCCGCUCUCGAACCUCCCCUUAAUCUGCCACAACCGAACAAACUUCAGCUCAUUGCCAUGGAUUUGCCCAUGGUCAGUGGUGACCGAAUCCAUUGUCUUGACAUCUUAUUUGCUUUUACAAAGCGGGUUCUGGGAGAGAGUGGAGAGAUGGAUGCUCUCCGAAUACAGAUGGAAGAGCGCUUUAUGGCUUCCAACCCAUCAAAGGUCUCUUAUCAGCCAAUAACUACGACUUUAAAACGAAAACAAGAGGAGGUGUCUGCCGUUAUUAUUCAGCGUGCUUACAGGCGCCACCUCUUAAAGCGAACUGUAAAACAAGCUUCAUUUACAUAUAAUAAAAAUAAAAUCAAAGGUGGGGCUAAUCUUCUUGUGAAAGAAGACAUGAUCAUUGACAGAAUAAAUGAAAACUCAAUUACGGAGAAAACUGACCUGACCAUGUCCACAGCAGCUUGUCCACCUUCUUAUGAUCGGGUAACAAAGCCAAUCGUGGAAAAACACGAGCAAGAAGGCAAAGAUGAAAAAGCCAAAGGGAAAUAAAUGGAAACAAAUAAGAAUAAUUGGGUGGCAAAUUGUUUACAGCCUGUGAACGUGAUGUAUUUUUGUCAACAGGACUCCUUGAGGAGGUCAAUGCCAAACUGACUGUUUUUACACAAAUCUACUCAAGGUCAGUGCCUACACUAAGACAGUGACCCCUUGUCAGAAAACUGUGACUCUGUGUAAAGGGGAGACGACCUCGACAGGAGGUUACUGUUCUCACUACCAGCUGACACUGCUGAAGACAGAGACAAAAUGGCUACUCAGACUGUAGGGACCAGUUCAAAGGGGUGCACACCUAUAAUUUGGGAGUUGUUUAACACGAAACACUUUAGUGUAGUAAUAGUAUCCACUCUUUGCAUUUCAACUGCCACAUUUGUCACAUUUUUACAAAAUCUGUUAGGGGAUUCAUCUUUUUUUUAAUCCAUACGUUGUUUAUUAUAUGUGACUAUUUUUGUAAAUGGGGUUUCUGUUGUGAAAUAGACAAAGGGCCUCUUCAACAGGUAUGCCACUGGGGGUUAGCGCAAUCACACGGCCUCCCAUCUGCACAAAGGCGUGGUUUGCAUGAGGGCAUGCUGCACUUAGAGACCAUGCAUGAAAAAAAAGUCACAAGGAAAACAAUGAGUUCUUAAAUUCCAUCCAUGUUUCUGGGAGGGGUAAUUGGGUGAUAAUUGGAGGUGCUUUGCUGAUCUUGUUUUGUCAAAUCCAGCCCCCAGACCAAGUAGAUCAUUAUUGGGGGGUAGGCCAUUAAAUCUUAGCAGGUGCAAACUUCCUUCAACUGUCUGGAGUCAUAAAUGUUGUGUUUCUGUUUAUUAUAUUUAAAAAACAAAACAAAACAAAUCAAAAAACAAUAACAACUGAGAAAUGAGCAUUGCUUCUCUCCUGAAGACUGAAAUGACCAAAAGAACCCUUUAUAAAUUUCUGCUUAAUCCUGCACUUUGGUUAGCCAUCUUCAGCUCAGCAAGGUUGACAACUGUAUAUGUUAAUGAAAUGCUAUUUAUUAUGUAAAUAGUCAUUUUAUCCUGUGGUGCACGUUUGGGCAAACAAAUAAUGACCUAAGCACAGUAUUUAUUGCAUCAAAUAUGUACCACAAGAAAUGUAGAGUGCAAGCUUUACACAGGUAAUAUAAUGUAUUCUGUACCAUUAUAGAUAGACUGGAUGCUAUCAGUGCAUGUUUCUAUUACCAUGCUGCUGUAUCUGCUUUCUCCCACUGCUCAGAAUCUCAUUUAUGAGAAACCAUAUGUCAGUGGUAAAGACAAGGAAAUUGUUCAGCAGAUCUCAUUUCUUUAAGUCAUUAAGCAAUAGUUUGCAGCACUUUAAUAGCUUUUUGGUUAUUUUUAAAUUUUAAGUGAAUAACAUAUGGUGUAUAGCCAGACUGUACAGACAUGUUUAAAAAAACAACAACAAACACUGCUUAACCUGUUAAAAAAUGUGUUUAGAAUUUUAUAAGCAAAUAUAAAUACUGUACAAAGUCAUUUUAUUUUAUUUUACAGCAUUAUGUAUGUAAAUAUGAAGAGGAAAUUAUCUUCGGGUUGAUAUCACAGUCACUUUUCUUACUUUCUGUCCAUAAUACUUUUUCAUGGAAGACAUUUGCUAAAUAAGAAAAGAAAACAAGACUGGGUAGUUGUAGAUUUCUGCUUUUUUAUUACAUUUGCUAAUUCUAGCUUAUUUCACAAUUUCCCCCUUAUAAGGGGCAAAAUAGGUUCACGAGUCACAUCCAAAUUAUGCUCUGCAAUUGGAAAAGGGUAUAAAAUUUUAUUUACAUUUUUGGUAGUGCCUGCGCAAGCUAAUUGAAGGUAAUGCUUAUUUUUCAUUUUUGUCCUUUUCUUUCUAACUUUUGUUUAUGUUUUCAUUUCUUUGGAGUCAUGCUGCUCUAGAUUGCUCUAAAUAUAAUGCGAGUUCUGCAGUUUUUUUCCCACAAGAACAGAGAAUAGUAAACUUAAAUAGACAAUUACAUCAGGAUAUUUUGUGUUUCUUACAGAAGCAAACCAUAGGCUCCUCUUUUUCUUAAAAUUACUUAGAUAAACUGUAUUCGUGAACUGCAUGCUGGAAAAUGCUACUAUUACCCUAAAUGAUGCUAACAAACACUAAAAAUGUGCAAAACUAAUAAAGAUUACAUUUUUUAUUUUA